AUGGAUAAUUCAAACAGGCAAAAUCGAUUUCGGCACAAGACUCGCUUGUCGGCCCUCGGGUGGGCUACCAGUUUGGCCGCGGAGAUGGCCCAGAAGCAGGUAAUUUCAGCUCGCGAAAUGAUGCGGAUCCGAGGUGUCUACGCCUACAUUAUAAAUUCUAUCGGCAACGUGGCCGCCGUCAUAGGCUUUCAUACAUUGACAGUUUCUGUGUUCGAGGAUCAGGACGACGAGACUCCAAUCAAAGGCUUUCUCCGCGUCGACCGCUGGGUGUAUCCAAUGUUGCGUUCAUUUUCUCCUAUUUUUUGCUGGGGUCCGGAUAAAAUCAUCUUACCCGAUCCAUUUUCGUCUGUCGGAAGGCCGAUAUACUUUGUAGUCAGACUGCCACUGUUGAUGACGCAUCAUCAAAAGUCGACCCUCUGGAACCUGUUGGAUACGUGUGCACACCUCCGAGGUCAACUGUCAAGUCCGUCAUUGCAAGAGCAAUUGAAUAGGGACAAAAAAUUUAUUCACGCCAUGGUGACCCCUUUUGACAACCUUAUACUCAAUCAGCGCGCCUUCUUGCCCAGUGCUGAGGCUGCCGGAUUGUUGGAGGAACUGGGUGAGCCUCGACUGGCCUUCCGACGACAGGCUCUUGAAUUCGAUGACACUGCUACUAGCGUAGUCGUGCCGCCCGACCUAAGUCGGCCUUCAUCCGAGACCGAAUUCAUGAACCUGCCAAAAGCUGAGUCGGGUGCCAGUUCUACUCGGAUGCAGCAGCCUCGCCGGCAGUCUCCAUUACCAAAGUUCAGUCAUAAAGAGUUCUACUACAAUGACGCCUGUUUGCGUCAACCCGAAGAAGAGCUGAUUAGCAAUCCGGGCGGCCUGUCGCUAAAGUCGCUACCACAGCACCGGGGAAAUGUGAUGCGCCUUUACCUGCUCGGGCCCAGAGACAAACAACAUAUUCAGGUUUGCCUCAUCUCAGCCGAACUCUUCGGCGUAGACUUUUUUUACGUUGCGUUUACAAGCAUAAAUUCCAGCCUAAGCGUCUGA
Protopolystoma xenopodis is the source of this 1029-nucleotide messenger RNA. NCBI's taxonomy places the organism in Eukaryota, Metazoa, Platyhelminthes, Monogenea, Polystomatidea, Polystomatidae. The record is from the annotation of a GenBank genome assembly.